Molecule: messenger RNA, 5125 nt
Organism: Peromyscus californicus insignis
Lineage: Eukaryota; Metazoa; Chordata; Mammalia; Rodentia; Cricetidae
Gene: Ranbp17
Product: RAN binding protein 17
Exons: 29
Coding region: 129-3455 (1108 amino acids)
Biological process (GO): protein export from nucleus
Cellular component (GO): nuclear pore; cytoplasm
Molecular function (GO): small GTPase binding; nuclear export signal receptor activity
Source: RefSeq, a predicted model, not a curated record
UCCAGGCGGAGCGCGCCGAGCACAGGGAGCGAGCUGCGUGGGGAUCCCGCUGCGGCCGGGCUCGCGCCGCGCCCUCGCUCCCCCUCCCCUCGGCCCUAGGGCCGCGCGGCCCGCGCCGCUCCGGGAAGAUGGCGCUGCACUUUCAGAGCUUGGCGGAAUUGGAAACAUUGUGCACUCAUCUUUACGUAGGGACUGAUCUCACAGAAAGAAUAGAGGCUGAGAAAGCACUCUUGGAACUGAUUGACAGCCCAGAAUGUCUCAGCAAGUGUCAACUUUUAUUAGAACAAGGAACAACAUCCUAUGCUCAGCUCCUUGCAGCAACAUGUCUUUCAAAACUUGUUACCCGAAUGAAUCCUUUACCUGUAGAACAGAGGAUAGACAUCAGAAACUACAUUCUGAAUUAUGUGGCGUCACAACCUAAGCUGGCUCCCUUUGCCAUUCAAGCUCUUAUUCAAGUCAUUGCUAAGCUCACUAAGCUGGGGUGGUUUGAAGUUCAGAAAGACGAAUUUGUUUUCAGAGACAUUAUUGCUGACGUGAAGAAAUUCCUUCAGGGUACUGUGGAACACUGCAUCAUAGGAGUGAUAAUCCUUUCUGAAUUGACUCAGGAGAUGAACCUGGUUGAUUAUUCCAGACCUUCAGCAAAACACAGGAAAGUAGCUACCUCAUUUCGUGAUACUUCUCUGAAAGACAUUCUAGUGUUAGCAUGUUCACUCCUGAAGCAGGUGUUGGCCAAACCUUUAAAUCUUCAGGAUCAAGAUCAACAAAAUCUGGUGAUGCAAGUCUUAAAACUGGUCCUCAGUUGCCUGAGUUUUGAUUUCAUUGGAAGUUCAGCUGACGAAUCCGCAGAUGAUCUUUGCUCAGUGCAGAUUCCAACAACCUGGAGAACAAUUUUCCUGGAACCAGAAACAUUGGAACUUUUCUUCAAUUUGUAUCACUCGCUUCCACCACUACUGUCUCAGUUAGCACUUUCAUGCUUAGUUCAGUUUGCUUCUACAAGAAGAUCCUUAUUUAGCAGUCCUGAACGUGCCAAGUACCUUGGUAACUUAAUUAAAGGAGUGAAAAGGAUACUUGAAAACCCCCAGGGAUUGUCUGAUCCUGGUAAUUAUCAUGAAUUUUGUCGAUUUUUGGCUCGUUUAAAGACAAACUAUCAGCUGGGAGAAUUAGUUUUGGUGAAGGAGUAUGCUGAAGUUAUCGGAUUGAUUGCUAAUUUUACUAUUACUAGCCUACAGCAUUGGGAGUUUGCCCCCAACAGCAUUCAUUACUUAUUAACUCUGUGGCAGAGGAUGGUAGCAUCUGUUCCUUUUGUGAAGUCAGCUGAACCCCACUUGUUAGACACUUACGCACCUGAAAUCACCAAGGCCUUUAUCACUUCCCGAUUGGAAUCUGUUGCCAUUGUUGUGAGAGAUAAUUUAGAUGACCCCCUGGAUGACACUGCUACCGUGUUCCAGCAGCUGGAGCAGCUGUGCACAGUCAGCAGAUGUGAAUAUGAAAAGACGUGUACUCUUCUUGUACAGCUGUUUGACCAAAAUGCGCAGAAUUAUCAAAAGCUCCUGCAUUCAGCUUCUGGGCUAGCUGUUGAUAUGGCAAUUCAAGAAGGACGCCUCGCAUGGCUGAUAUACUUAGUUGGCACAGUUGUAGGAGGGAGAUUAACAUACACCAGCACAGAUGAGCAUGAUGCUAUGGAUGGAGAACUAUCCUGCCGCGUUUUUCAGCUUAUAUCUUUAAUGGAUACCAGAUUGCCUCGCUGCACCAAUGAAAAAAUAGAACUUGCAAUUCUCUGGUUUUUGGAUCAGUUUCGUAAAACAUAUGUUGGUGAUCAGCUUCAAAGAACCUCAAAGGUUGUACGCCCGAAGAAUGAUGUUUCCAGAGUUCCAGAGAAGGCUUGGAAAAUAGUUAAGGUGUACGCCCGUAUGUCGGAAGUCUUAGGAAUAACAGAUGACAACCAUAUUCUAGAAACAUUCAUGACAAAAAUUGUUACAAACCUUAAGUAUUGGGGAAGAUGUGAGCCUGUAAUUUCAAGGACUCUUCAGUUCCUAAAUGACCUUUCAGUUGGCUAUAUCCUUUUAAAAAAACUUGUGAAAAUAGAUGCUGUGAAAUUCAUGCUAAAAAACCACACGAGCGAGCACUUCCCUUUUCUUGGCAUCAGUGAUACCUACAGUCUCAGUGAUUUGAGGUGCCGAACAACCUUCUACACAGCCCUCACUCGCCUUCUGAUGGUAGAUCUGGGUGAAGAUGAGGAUGAAUUUGAGAAUUUUAUGCUGCCUCUCACAGUCUCUUUUGAAACAGUUUUGCAAAUAUUCAACAACAACUUUAAACAAGAAGUAGUGAAGCGUAUGUUGAUCGGGCUGGCAAGAGAUCUUCGAGGGAUUGCCUUUGCACUGAACACAAAGACCAGCUACACCAUGCUGUUUGACUGGAUGUAUCCAGCAUAUCUCCCAGUUCUUCAGAGAGCUAUUGAGCGAUGGUAUGGAGAACCAGCAUGUACUACUCCUAUCUUAAAACUUCUAGCAGAACUGAUGCAAAACAGGUCUCAGCGUUUGAAUUUUGAUGUAUCCUCUCCUAAUGGAAUUCUUCUCUUCAGAGAAGCAAGCAAAAUGAUUUGCACUUAUGGAAAUCAGAUCUUGUCUCUUGGGAGUCUCUCAAAAGAUCAGAUUUAUCCAAUGAAACUCAAGGGCAUCUCCAUUUGCUAUUCAGCUCUCAAAUCUGCCUUAUGUGGAAAUUAUGUCAGCUUUGGCGUCUUCAAGUUGUAUGGGGACAACCAUUUUGACAAUGUACUCGAGGCCUUUGUGAAAAUGCUGCUGUCAGUGUCCCACAGUGACUUGCUGCAAUAUCGGAAACUGAGCCAGUCUUACUAUCCACUCCUGGAGUGUCUCACCCAGGACCACAUGAGCUUCAUCACCGACUUGGAGCCUCCUGUGCUUCUGUAUGUUCUCACAUCUCUCUCAGAGGGACUCACCACUCUUGAUACAGUCGUCUCCUCCAGCUGCUGUACGAGUUUAGACUACAUGGUCACCUACCUCUUCAAGCACAUAGCAAAAGAGGGCAAGAAGCCACUUCAAUGCAGGGAGUCUGUGCAGGCUGGUCAGAGACUGUUACACUUUAUGCAACGAAACCCGGAUGUGCUGCAGCAGAUGAUGUCUGUCCUUAUGAACACCAUUGUCUUUGAAGACUGUCGGAACCAGUGGUCAGUAUCCAGGCCUCUCCUGGGGCUCAUCCUGCUCAAUGAGAAGUAUUUCAGUGAACUGAGAGCAAGUCUGAUAAACAGCCAGCCUCUCCCCAAGCAGGAAGUCGUUGCCCAGUGCUUCAGGAACUUGAUGGAAGGAGUGGAACAGAACCUGUCUGUCAAGAACAGAGACAGGUUCACACAGAACCUCUCCGUCUUCAGAAGAGAUGUGGCAGAGGCCCUGCGUAGUGAUGGCAGCACUGAACUAUGCAGCUUGGACAUGAUGAGCUGACCCAGCUCCUGAGCACGUUCUGUGUUCCUUUGUCAAGAGACUCUGGAAGGCCUGGGGCCCAGACUGCGAUGCUGACCAGCCCAGAAGAGUGUAUUUUUCAGAACAAGCAACAAAAGCCCUACAUUUUUAUAAGUCUGACCUAAUUAUAAAAAUUUAUAAUAGUGCACAUACAGUGUAAAUUCAGUAUUCAAAGCAGAACAUGUUUUCAGUCUUAUCUGGGUUCCCACAAUGCCGAAAGGUCCAGAAACUAUAUUUAACCAAAGAACAUAAUAAACCAGGCUAGCACCUAGUUCAUGGCUCUGAGAUCAAGGUUGAUUUGAAGAUUCAGCCCUCAGUGUGGGUCCUGAAUUGAGACAAAUGCCAUUUGAACCUGUUGGAUUAGUAGUUUUUACAUCUGGAAAAUGCCACAUUAGGGACUCUGGGCUGUGGGCAUUUAGAAGGAGCCUGGGAGUGCUAUAAAGCAUCCCCAGGACUGCACAUAGGCCUCUCUGCCUCAGCAACAUCUGAUAAAGUUGAGAGACAGUAACACAAUUAAACGACUUACAAACAAUGUUUGCUCUCCACUGGCAUAAAUCUGAAGUGGUUCAGUCUGGAAGAAUUAAGCUGUGCGGUUGCUGCCUGCAGAGAGAUGUCCUUAGGAUUCUGGAAGCCCCAGGAAGAAGUUCUGGAUGCACCAGUACCUAGCUAGUCCUUUUGACUCCAUUUAAUUGGAAGAGAAGCUGACGGUGGCAUGUAGUGUUGGAAGCAGCCCUGCCUUCUUGGACCACCCAGAGCAGUUCAGGUUCUGGCUGUCGGGUUCCCAGAGGAUGGAGUAGCCGCCGUCCAUCCUCCACACUCUUAACCACUGUUGGAUUGUGACUUCAUCCAAACACAGGAAAUGAAGGCCUUUACAGUUUGUGACCCGUCAUAACUAAGCUAUUCAUUUGAAACUGCCACUGUGAAACGGGCUUCCUAUCUCACUGCUGUCCUCGUGGUUCAGGCUUACAGUAAACACUGUGCCCAUUAUUUCUGAUAAGACAUGAAAGCUUGGCCUCCCUGUUGCAGGGAAGAAAUCCACAGACUCUUGUUGUAAUCUCGUUUCUCAGACUAGUGUUUCUUCAAAUGUUUCCUGAUAGUUGAGUUUUGCAACAGGCUUGUCAUAUAAAAUUGAGCCACCUAAGUUUAUCUCAAAGUGAUUGUCUUCCAUGUGCAAAAGGGAGUCAGGGGAAAUUAUGGUCUGGAUGAGACUGCUUGUGGUGUUUAAUGGCAGAUGAGCCUGAACCUUACUCCACCCCACUCCGUUAGGAAAUAUAACUUCCUAGAGAAGACAAAUCCUGUACUUUGAAACAUCAGCUUUCAAAGGAGCUUGACAAGAAUUUCACUUUGGUUUUUGUUUGGUUUUUAACUUGUUUAGUUUUGGUUUUUUUUUUUGAGACAGAGCCUUGCUGUGUAGCCCAGGCUAGCCUGGAGCAUACUGUGACUCUCCUGCUACAGUCUCCUCAGUGAAGUUGACCAGCAUGGGCCACAAUGCCUGGCAUCUUGGAUUUGGGGUGUUUGGGGCAGGGUGGUUAUAACUGAACUCAUUCUACAAAAACUACAAAUGCUUAUCCCAUUCCAGUGCUGUUUCUUCACAAAUGCCCAGGGUCUAGAAACACUAUACUGUUUGCAUUAAAAUGUUCACAAGAAGAGGA